Messenger RNA from Spizellomyces punctatus DAOM BR117, 1012 nucleotides. Its product is annotated as orotidine 5'-phosphate decarboxylase. The record is from RefSeq and is a predicted model, not a curated record. Gene Ontology annotation, biological process: 'de novo' pyrimidine nucleobase biosynthetic process; 'de novo' UMP biosynthetic process. Gene Ontology annotation, molecular function: orotidine-5'-phosphate decarboxylase activity. The transcript is spliced from 3 exons. Bases 52 to 864 code for a protein of 270 amino acids. NCBI's taxonomy places the organism in Eukaryota, Fungi, Chytridiomycota, Chytridiomycetes, Spizellomycetales, Spizellomycetaceae. Gene Ontology annotation, cellular component: cytosol.
CGCAAAAGAGCCAUUACCAUCCAGCCGACCUUGUACUAUCACGAGAGCAUAAUGCCCCACCACAAGUCUUCCUACACAGCCCGUGCGGCGUCAUUUAAAAAUCCAACUGCAAGCCGCCUUCUCAAACUCAUGGACGAAAAACAGACCAACUUGUCCAUUGCCGCAGACGUCACGACGAAAGCUGAAUUAUUAAAGUUGGCAGACGUUUUGGGACCGUACAUUUGUGUGUUCAAGACGCACAUUGAUAUUGUGACGGACUUUGAUCAAGAUCUGAUCAAGCAACUUGAAGCACUCGCUCAAAAGCACAAUUUCCUCAUCUUUGAAGACCGAAAGUUUGCCGAUAUUGGCAACACUGUCAAACACCAAUAUUCGCAGGGAGUCUAUCACAUUGCUUCAUGGUCUGAUAUUACAAACGCCCAUCCACUUCCCGGAGAAGGCAUCAUCAAGGGGUUAAAGGAAGUCGGCCUGCCACUGUCGCGGGGAUUGUUGCUUCUUGCUGAAAUGUCGUCAGCGGGGUCCUUGGCCAAAGGUGCCUACUCUGAAGAAGCUGUCCGCAUGGCGCGAAGGAAUAGAGAUUUCGUAAUUGGAUUCAUUGGACAAAGACGAUUGUCCGUUCCCUUGGACGCUGGGCAAGAGCAAGAGGACGAUUUCCUCUACUUGACUCCAGGUGUCUCCAUGGCGCAACCCGGAGACUCAUUGGGACAGCAAUACAGAAGUCCGGAACAAGUCAUCUUGGAGAGCGAAUGCGACGUCAUUAUCGUUGGAAGAGGUAUCUACGGAGCUGCAGAUCCCGUCGCAAAAGCAACAGAAUACAGAGAGGCCGGUUGGGCUGCCUACCAAAAGCGUUUAGGGGUAUCACAAUAAUAUUAAAACGACUGCUAUACAUAUUUCCCACCCAUUAGAAUAUACAUUUCCCCACUGCAAUAUAAUAUCCAUUUCCGAUAAACCCCACACCGUUGAUAAUAAACCCCACACCGUUCAUAAUAAGCGCCAUGUCCGUCAACCUCAAAAC